Messenger RNA from Lynx canadensis (Canada lynx), 2979 nucleotides. RefSeq names its product aryl hydrocarbon receptor-like. Gene Ontology annotation, molecular function: nuclear receptor activity; transcription cis-regulatory region binding; protein dimerization activity. Bases 1 to 2979 code for a protein of 992 amino acids. Gene Ontology annotation, cellular component: aryl hydrocarbon receptor complex; nucleus. Lineage: Eukaryota; Metazoa; Chordata; Mammalia; Carnivora; Felidae. The record is from RefSeq and is a predicted model, not a curated record. Gene Ontology annotation, biological process: regulation of transcription by RNA polymerase II. The transcript is spliced from 10 exons.
AUGGCUUCUCUCUCCCCCCCAAGUCCUAAACCACAGCCUCCAGAAGGAGCCAAGUCCAACCCUUCUAAACGGCACCGGGACCGCCUGAAUCAAGAGCUGACCAAACUGACCAACUUGCUGCCCUUCCCUGAGGAUGUGCGGGCCCGGCUUGACAAGCUCUCCAUCCUCAGGCUGAUUGUGGGCUACCUAAAGGUGAAGAGCUACUUCGCAGCCAUCCUAAAGGACAGCAUUGCAGACUGCUCAGGUGACCCACCCAUGAAUCCAGGAAGAAGUGAGCAUACCUCUCCACAGGUCAAUGCAGAACUGUUUUCUGAAGGGGACUUGCUUCUUCAGGCCCUCAACGGCUUCCUCAUGGCAGUUACAGAGGAUGGCUAUGUUUUAUACGUCUCUCCCACGGUCCAGGACUACUUGGGAUUUCAUCAAUCAGAUGUCAUCUAUCAGAGUGUGUUCGAGCUGAUCCACAAGGAGGAUAGAGCCAUGUUCCAGAGCCAAUUUCUCUGGCCUCCAGAUGCAGCACCUAACAGGGGAGAAGCAGGGACACCAAACUGUCUCUCACUUAGUGGCACCCCCACUGACAGCCUUCAGCAUCAGCCCUUGGAGGACCCCUCCUAUCUGGAAAGAAGUUUUGUCUGUCGGUUCCGCUGCCUGCUGGACAACUCUUCUGGGUUUCUGGAGCUGAAUUUCCAUGGCCAUCUUAAACUCCUCCCUGGGCAGAACAAUAGACCAGAAGAUGGCAUCCUCAUGUCUCCUCAACUCACCCUGUUCGCCCUUGCAACACCUCGCCAGCCACUCACCAUCCUGGAGCUCCAAAACAAAACAUUUCUUUUCCAAACAAAACACAAAUUGGAUUUCACACCUAUAGCCUGUGAUUCCAGAGGCAAGGUGGUCCUGGGUUACACCGACAGCGAACUCUGCAGGAAAGGAUCGGGCUACCAGUUCAUCCACGCGGCCGACAUGAUGCACUGCGCCGAGAAUCACGUGCGGAUGAUGAGGACGGGCGAGAGCGGCCUCACGGUGUUCCGGCUGCUCACCAAGCAGGCCGGCUGGCUGUGGGUGCAGUCCAACGCCCGCCUGGUGUUCCGUGGCGGCCAGCCCGACUGCAUCGUCGCCCGGCAGCGGGCCCUGACGAAUGCAGAGGGGGAAGAUCACCUGCGCAAGAGGGCCCUGCAACUGCCGUUCACCUUCACCACAGGGGAAGCCAUCCUUUAUGAUAGCAGCCCCCUGAGCCCUCUGACUUCCCUCCCAGCCAGGAAGAGGAUCCGGGCAAGGAAGGGCACCCCCACUGGUCAGGGCCCUGUGCACCCAGGCUCUCUUCUGGGAGCCAUGAUGCGGCAAGAUGAAUCCAUGUAUUUGUCCUGCAUGGUCCCAACCACCCAAGGCUCACCCUUGGAGAGGCAGGGGUCCAAUGGCAGACAUGAGGACAAGGAAGAGAAAGAGAAGGAGGAAGACCACUCCUUCCUGUCCCUCAUUGAGACCCUGCUGGAGAAGGAUACAGAAGAACAGCCUGAUCUCUGCUCCACUCUCCAGCACCUGGGGGUCACUGACCUCAAGCAGUGUUUGUGGGAAGAGAGCCUUCUCAGGGCUGACUCAGGCCCUGCAGGGUCUCAGAACUUCCACCCACUGCCCUCCAGUCGGGGAGGGGGCUCCCACAGGGAAAAGGAAGUACUUUUCCAUGACAGUGGAAAUGUGGCAUUGCCCCCACCAGCCAGCACAACUGUUCCACAGACCCUAAAGCCACAGCCUUCUCUGGGCUCGGGCCAGCUAACUGGGGAAGUAACUCCACCUCAGAACAUGGGCACAGUGCCCAGCUGCCUUCACACACACACCCAGCAUUUUUUCACCACUGGCCCUACAUUCCAGAGCCCUCCACAGUGGCAGCCUCAGCACACCCAGGCAGCACCUUUAAAUUUUGGGAUAUGCCAGAAACCAACAAUAUUUGACUUCAGCCCCCUCCCCGAGGCCUCCAGCCCCAGACAGCCUGCUCAGGUGUUUCAGCCAAACCACACAUCUUUGCCCCCUUUAGGAGAAAAUGUUGUCCCUGGACACCUGGAUCAGCCAGACCCUGGUUUUCUUGAUUUUUGCAAAGAACCUAUGCUCUGGACAGCCUCACACAGUGGUCAGUGUCAAGGGCCCUUCAUCUCCUCAGACCCUACCUCCUGGGGCACCCAUCCCUCGGAGAGCAUUUGGGAUUCCCCCAUCCAAGGCCAGCCAGUAAUGGUCCCUGUGGAAGUGGAGGCAAGGCAGGCCCAGCCUGACCCCUUCCACCACCUGAAGUCAACCAUGGCCAACUCAUGCCCUCCAUGGGCAGGGCCAGCCAGUGACAUUCCUCCUGAAUUGUGCUGUGGUUUGCCCCCAUCUGUGCAGGGGGCACUCGGUACCCCAAAGGAUACUCUUGGGAGUCAAGAGCACCCACCCCACUCCUUGGUGGUGAGCCAGCUCUCGGGGAGCCCUGCCUGUCCUUCCCAGGAGCUCCUGCACAGACCCUUGGCUAUGCAGGACUCUUACAGCAUGGACUGCCCCUGCCCAGCUGCCAAGCAGCAGCAGUGGCUGCAGACCCAGGAGGCAUACGGGCCAGUGAGAGAAGGAUUUCCAAGUGUCCAGCACCUGGGUGGCUGCUCAAGAGAUGCCAUUCCCCCCGCCCUGCAGCCAAGCCCCUUCCUGUCCUCCAAAAGCAGCUCCCCAGGUAUAGGCAGCAGCCAAUGCAAGAGCCCAGCUGAACCCACAAGGCGGAGCAAGGACAGACCAGUCAUCCUAGCCCCAGGUGCUGUGGUAAAAUCCCAGGUGCAGUCCAGCCCUGUUCUGCCUCCCUGCCAUCCUGACCCUGCCUGCCCAUCUACGUCUACGCAGGGCAGCCAUGACCUCCAGCUCCAGGUAGGUGUUGGCAAGCAGGACCAUGGGAAUUUGGGGGUAGCAGGAAGGGGUGCUCCAAGUGCAGAGCUGCUGGCAGAUCUGAAUAUGAGGAGGCAUCAGUCCAGCUAG